Esox lucius (northern pike) is the source of this 1937-nucleotide messenger RNA. RefSeq names its product gastrin/cholecystokinin type B receptor. Gene Ontology annotation, biological process: neuropeptide signaling pathway. The record is from RefSeq and is a predicted model, not a curated record. Gene Ontology annotation, cellular component: membrane. The transcript has a single exon. Gene Ontology annotation, molecular function: G protein-coupled peptide receptor activity; peptide binding. Lineage: Eukaryota; Metazoa; Chordata; Actinopteri; Esociformes; Esocidae. Bases 295 to 1605 code for a protein of 436 amino acids.
CUGAUUAAUAUUCUAUAGACAGGGGUCCGAGCGAACUAAUGCUUGCACUCCAACCGACGUGAGCACUGCUUCGGUAUGAAGAUAUAGACCUAUGCACAUUUUUGUCGCAGUUUUUUGCUCACUGGGUAUUUGAUUAUUAUGAUCUCCUUCCAUAAGGCGUUAAGUCGAUGAAAUCCUCAUCUUCCCACUGAAACAGGGGCGGCACGGUUUAACCGCAACGCAUCACUCUGGUUCUGCACCUGGGUGUGCAUUUGACACUCCACACAGCGCAAACAAUGUGAGAACAAGCGGGAGAUGAAUCUAACCAAUUUUAACUUCAAUUUUGGAAAUUUAUUUUUCACGAAUUUUUCACUUUCGGUACCUGAACAUGAUUAUAACAACCGGAGUUUACAAGAUACCAAUUCCUACCCUGACUUAUUCUUGUUUUCGGGAAACGAACCGAGCACCAUCGUGCUGGUGGUUAUGUACACCCUGUCCUUCCUCAUUGGGCUUGUGGGGAACAUCAUGGCUCUCCUGGUCCUAACCCGAAAGAGGACCGGCCUGGCGGGAAUUUCGGCAACGCGGAGAUUGCUGGUCAACCUCGCAGUUUGUGACAUGAUGGUGGUGUGUGUGUGCAUGCCUGUUAACUUGGGACACCAGGUCUACAAUGCUUGGGUGUUUGGGGACUUUCUGUGCCGCACCGUGCCCUUCGUCCAGGCCGUGUCGGUUUCCGCGAGCGUCCUUAGUCUGGCUGUGAUCAGUCUGAAUCGUUACUACAGCGUGCACAAUCCUCUCCACGCUCGGUCCUUUUUUACCGGGCGGCGGACACUGUGUAUGAUCUGUGUGGUGUGGAGCAUGUCCUCCGGGCUGGCCAUACCGCUUCUCUUCAUGAACACCACCCAGACUCUGACGCUGCUGGAUGUCACUGUCACUGUGUGCGUGGAGAGCUGGAACGAAAUCAAACUGAAACAGAGAUAUAGUUUUCUGCUGUUCUGCUCUCUCUAUGGCUUCCCAGUGUUGUUUAACCUCAUCAUCAGCGUGCUAACCGGCUGGAAGCUAUGGGGCACGGACGACAAACGGACGCAAGAUUCUAAUACAUUUGGGGUUAAGCUAUCCCUCUCGCGUCUCAAAGUGCGUAAAAGAAUCGCAAAGAUGGUGCUGUCUCUGGUUGUGCUUUUCACCCUGUCCUGGUUACCUCUGUAUGUAGUGGACAUAUGGCUAGACUUUAAUAUGACCUUAUCUUUAGAGAAAGAGGAGGUGGAUGUGAACCAUGUCAAUCACGAGUGGAUUCUCCAAGGGAGACCUUUUGCGCUAUGGCUGGGUCUGACAAACUCCGCUCUCAACCCGCUCUGCUAUUGUUUCGUGGGGAACUUGCACAGGUCUGCGAAACGGUUCAGGAAAAGCUACCAACAAAAACUGUCGUCAGUGUUCAGUGUUCAGAAUCCUCGGCAGUCCUCUAUGCCAAUGGGCAACACAUCAAUGCCCAAACUCUUGCCCUAUAACCGCUCGCAAUCGGAGAAGCACUGCGCGGAAGUGCGCUCGUUGAAAAGCGUCAACCUAGGUGAGAAAGUAACGAACACCAAGAGCCUGUCAUCUGUGACCGUGUGUGAGACUGUUUUCGACUGACUCAAAAAAAUAUGGAUAACAGACUGACCGAUAGAUUGAUCGGCGUACAGAGAGACGGAUGGAUUAACUGACGGAGAAACAGUCCGACCUACAGUGUCUAACAGGAUACUUGGGUGUAACAGGGUGAUUGUUAUACUUAUUUCCCCAAUAAACAAGAACUCGUUCAUCAUAGCUCAUUUUUGGAUAUUCUGUGAAAAUGUGUUUACCAAUAUGAACGUAAAUAAUAGCCCAUGAUUCCAGUAUUGUUGACGAAUCAAACUUGCUAUCUGAGUGAUGAACAUGCUGUCUUAUUGCCAAUGAUCUUUUGAGAUGUGGUUUUUCUGAAUCCAGUU